GCGUGGCGUCCGCUUCCCAGGCCGCGGCGGCGGUUCGGUCGUGGGCCCCGCGGGUGGCCCCGGUCACGGCCCGCGCUUCGGCGGCCAUCUUACCCGCGCGCGGCUCCCGCGGCGGGCGGGGCGGCGUCAGGCCGGAAACGGCUGUGUGGCGGCGCGCCACCUCCUCAGAUGUGUGCAAUGCAUCGUCUUGGGGACGGUAGUGCUGCAAGUUUCCCGAAACUGUAUCGUACAGCGAUGUAGCUCGGGACAUAGCAAGAAUCUCAAGACAUGUGAAUAUUUAUUGAGGAGCUGCUUCUACUUGUGAGAACAUAGUGAAUGGACCUGACUGGACUUUUUGCGCCCAUCAAUAAACAUGAGCGGUACCAAGCCUGAUAUUUUGUGGGCACCACACCAGGUUGAUAGAUUUGUUGUAUGUGACUCAGAACUGAGCCUUUAUCAUGUGGAGUCGGCUGUGAAUUCAGAACUUAAAGCUGGAUCAUUACGUUUGUCUGAAGACUCUGCAGCUACAUUACUGUCGAUAAAUUCAGAUACCCCCUAUAUGAAAUGUGUUGCAUGGUAUCUCAAUUAUGAUCCUGAAUGUCUCCUAGCAGUUGGACAAGCAAAUGGUCGAGUUGUACUUACAAGUCUUGGUCAAGAUCAUAAUUCUAAGUUUAAAGAUUUGAUAGGAAAAGAAUUUGUCCCAAAACAUGCUCGACAAUGCAAUACCCUUGCAUGGAAUCCACUGGAUAGUAACUGGCUUGCUGCUGGUCUGGACAAGCACAGAGCUGACUUUUCAGUUCUGAUAUGGGAUAUCUGCAGCAAAUAUACUCCUGAUAUUGUUCCCAUGGAAAAAGUGAGACUUUCAGCAGGUGAAGCUGAAACAACACUAUUAGUAACAAAACCACUGUAUGAGUUAGGACAAAAUGAUGCUUGUCUAUCUCUUUGUUGGCUUCCACGAGACCAGAAACUUCUCCUUGCUGGCAUGCAUCGUAAUCUAGCCAUAUUUGAUCUUCGGAACACAAGCCAGAAGAUGUUUGUAAAUACAAAAGCUGUUCAAGGAGUGACAGUAGACCCAUACUUCCAUGAUCGUGUUGCUUCCUUCUAUGAAGGUCAGGUUGCAAUAUGGGAUCUUAGAAAAUUUGAGAAGCCAGUUUUGACUUUGACUGAGCAGCCAAAGCCCUUGACAAAAGUAGCAUGGUGUCCAACUAGGACAGGCCUGCUUGCUACUUUAACAAGGGAUAGUAAUAUUAUUAGGCUGUAUGAUAUGCAGCACACACCUACGCCCAUUGGGGAUGAAACUGAACCCACAAUAAUUGAAAGAAGUGUGCAACCUUGUGACAAUUACAUUGCUUCCUUUGCAUGGCAUCCAACAAGUCAAAAUCGAAUGAUAGUUGUAACUCCCAACCGAACAAUGUCUGACUUCACUGUUUUUGAAAGGAUAUCUCUUGCCUGGAGCCCAAUUACCUCUUUAAUGUGGGCUUGUGGUCGUCAUUUGUAUGAAUGUGCAGAAGAAGAAAGUGACAAUUCCUUAGAAAAAGAUAUAGCAACAAAAAUGCGCCUCCGGGCUUUAUCAAGGUAUGGACUUGAUACAGAACAGGUAUGGAGAAACCACAUUUUAGCUGGAAAUGAAGACCCACAACUCAAGUCACUCUGGUAUACUCUGCACUUUAUGAAGCAGUAUACAGAAGAUAUGGAUCAAAAAUCUCCAGGCAACAAAGGAUCGUUGGUUUAUGCAGGAAUUAAAUCAAUAGUAAAAUCAUCUUUGGGAAUGGUGGAAAGCAGCAGACAUAAUUGGAGUGGCUUGGACAAACAAACUGAUAUUCAGAACUUAAACGAAGAGAGGAUUUUAGCACUACAGCUUUGUGGGUGGGUAAAGAAAGGAACGGAUGUAGAUGUGGGACCAUUUUUGAACUCUCUUGUGCAAGAAGGAGAAUGGGAAAGAGCUGCUGCAGUGGCUUUGUUCAACCUGGAUAUUCGGCGAGCAAUCCAAAUCCUGAAUGAAGGGGCAUCUUCAGAAAAAGGAGAUCUGAAUCUCAAUGUGGUAGCAAUGGCUUUAUCAGGGUACACGGACGAGAAGAACUCUCUUUGGAGAGAGAUGUGCAGCACACUGCGACUGCAGCUCAACAACCCCUAUCUCUGUGUCAUGUUUGCAUUUCUGACCAGCGAAGCAGGAGCUUAUGAUGGAGUUUUGUAUGAAAACAAAGUUGCAGUACGUGACAGAGUGGCAUUUGCUUGUAAAUUCCUUGGUGAUACUCAGUUAAAUAAAUACAUUGAAAAGCUGACCAAUGAAAUGAAAGAGGCUGGCAAUUUGGAAGGAAUCUUGCUUACAGGCCUCACUAAAGAUGGAGUGGACUUGAUGGAGAGCUACGUGGAUAGAACUGGAGACGUCCAGACAGCAAGCUACUGCAUGUUACAGGGUUCACCUUUAGAUGUUCUUAAAGAUGAAAGGGUUCAAUAUUGGAUUGAGAAUUACAGAAACUUAUUAGAUGCUUGGAGGUUUUGGCACAAACGAGCUGAAUUUGAUAUUCAUAGGAGUAAAUUGGAUCCCAGUUCCAAGCCAUUAGCACAGGUGUUUGUGAGUUGUAAUUUUUGUGGCAAAUCAAUCUCCUACAGCUGCUCCUCAGUGCCUCAUCAGGGCAGAGGCUUUAGUCAAUAUGGAGUGAGCGGCUCACCAACAAAAUCGAAAGUCACAAGUUGCCCUGGCUGUCGAAAACCCCUUCCUCGGUGUGCACUUUGCCUCAUUAAUAUGGGAACGCCUGUUUCUAGCUGUCCUGGUGGAUCCAAAUCGGAUGAAAAAGUGGACUUGAGCAAGGACAAAAAGUUAGCUCAGUUUAACAAUUGGUUUACCUGGUGUCACAAUUGUCGGCAUGGUGGACAUGCUGGACAUAUGCUUAGUUGGUUCAGGGACCAUGCAGAGUGUCCUGUAUCAGCAUGCACAUGUAAAUGUAUGCAGUUGGAUACAACAGGGAAUCUGGUACCAGCAGAGACUGUUCAGCCAUGAGAUGCUACACCUAAAGAGAAACCUUCAAAUGAGGAGUUUUUAAUCGCUGUCCUUCACAGUUCAGGAACAUACCUCAGAACAAGUCACUCACGACUCUCCUAUAAUGGGAAAAUAAAUCAUUCUGUCAGAUCAGCAGUUUGAUGUUUGAGUGAUUUUGAUGAGCUUCUUAGAGGCAGAUGCUGCUGAAGUGAACAUUAGAGCAUGAAUAUAAGUUCUGUUCAGUAGGUUAAAGUUCAUUUGAAAGAACCUUCUAGAGUUUUGUCAAAAAUAUGAAUGUAUAUAGAAGGUUUUAGAAUAAAAACAUACCUCUGCCUGCA
Molecule: messenger RNA, 3297 nt
Organism: Alexandromys fortis (reed vole)
Lineage: Eukaryota; Metazoa; Chordata; Mammalia; Rodentia; Cricetidae
Gene: Mios
Product: meiosis regulator for oocyte development
Exons: 13
Coding region: 353-2980 (875 amino acids)
Biological process (GO): cellular response to amino acid starvation; positive regulation of TORC1 signaling
Cellular component (GO): cytoplasm
Molecular function (GO): protein binding
Source: RefSeq, a predicted model, not a curated record